CUGUUUCCCUGAAAGUCCAUCCCCCCCCCCACACACACUGCCCCAGCCUAUCACAGGCUUCCUUCUAAAGGGGAGACACUGACUUCAGGUGAGCUUCACAGAAGACUGAGACUGAGCGGAGAUGGGGGGCUUUUCCUUCUGGGCGCUCUUUCUCUGGGCAGGCGUCUUCCAUCUAUGUGAGGCCAGGCCUCGAGGCCGAAUUCUGCGGGGACAGGAGACGCUUCCCCACCAACGACCCUACAUGGUCUCCUUACAAGUCGCCGGGAAGCACAUCUGCGGAGGUUUCCUCAUCGCUGACCAGUGGGUGCUGAGCGCAGCUCAUUGCUUGGAGGAUGCGGGCAACGAGACGUUACGGGUCCUGGUGGGGGCACAUUCCCUCUCGGAGGCAGAACCAAACAAGCGCCUGCUGGAAGUCAAAGCGCUCUUCCCCCACCCAAACAGCAGUGUCGGGAACAACCACGAUGACCUCUUGCUCAUCCAGCUAGGUGAGAGAGCGUCAAUCAACGUGGAUGUGCAAGUCCUGGUUUUUCAGAGGGAAGACAGGGACGUGCCGGCGGGGACGCAGUGCGAGGUGGCCGGGUGGGGGUUCAUCAGCAACACUGGCAGACUUCCUGAUAAACUGCAUCACGUAGAGCUGUCCGUCAUCAGCCGGACCGUCUGCAACACGCGGAUCCAUUAUGACGGCGACAUUACGGAAAAGCUGAUGUGUACAGAAUCCAAGAAGAAAGAUUCAUGCAAGGGGGACUCUGGCGGGCCUCUCGUUUGCAAUGGGGUGGCCGAAGGUGUGGUGGCCACGGGCGCCCGGAUCUGCGGCUACUGGAAGAAGCCCGGCAUUUACACCCGGAUCCCGCCCUAUAUUAACUGGAUCGAGAGUGUCUGGGCUAUGACGCAACAGCCGACGGAGGGGCCCAAGGCAGCUGCUGGGCCUUAAGAUGGGGGUCGCUUGGGCACACCCUGGGAGGGCAAAGGCACCCGUGAGUUUUGCUGUCCUCUCGAGUGAAAAAAUGGAGCCCCAGGGAAAGGGCACAGGCUAAGAAAACAGAGCAAAGAAUCCCCGUGUGACAAUAAAUAUAUGCAAUGCCACUGAA
Molecule: messenger RNA, 1088 nt
Organism: Heteronotia binoei (common prickly gecko)
Lineage: Eukaryota; Metazoa; Chordata; Lepidosauria; Squamata; Gekkonidae
Product: complement factor D-like
Exons: 5
Coding region: 122-931 (269 amino acids)
Biological process (GO): proteolysis
Molecular function (GO): serine-type endopeptidase activity
Source: RefSeq, a predicted model, not a curated record